Phytomonas sp. EM1 is the source of this 621-nucleotide messenger RNA. Lineage: Eukaryota; Euglenozoa; Kinetoplastea; Trypanosomatida; Trypanosomatidae. The record is from the annotation of a GenBank genome assembly.
AUGCCGAUAGCACGUGUAGUCUCGUCCCGUUUACGCGUCCUCCAAAGAAACUACCUAUCCCGUCGUGGUGGGCGAGUAAAUGUCGUUCAUACCUCCACAGCCGUGGACUAUGCCCCAGGUUACAUUGCACGCUAUAAGAGGAAUUUGAAUACAUGCCCACGCAUUAUUGAUGCUGAGUUCAUUCAUGGUGAUGAGCAGAGUUUUUGGACUGCACGACGGGAUUUUUAUCGAAGCGGGGCGUCGCGUUCGUACUACCCCGUUUGGGAUCGGCAGGCGCAAGCGUUAAUCAUGUUGACGCGUCAGGUCCCGCGUGUACCUCAGGAGGCGGCGUUUCGUCUCUUUACGUUGGGUUUAAGGCUGUUGUUGAUGCCGAGGUUGAUUAUGAAUGCGGAGCUCAUGUUGCCAUCAUGGAUGCUCUCGAACACCGAAGGUCUUCUUGCGGAAACCAUUUCAAAGAAGGAUGGGGAAAAGGAUGGUGCAACGAAACCUCCCGGGGAUGGUGAUGCGGCCCCAGCCGCCGGGGUUGGAGUUUUAACUCAAUCCUCUGGUGGGAAACUGAAGGCCUCUGAGAAAACGAUAGGGGACGGUUCUAAAUCCCAAAGCAAUUCAAACAAGGCUUGA